This is a messenger RNA of Aureobasidium subglaciale EXF-2481, 474 nucleotides long. RefSeq lists its product as uncharacterized. The transcript has a single exon. Bases 1 to 474 code for a protein of 157 amino acids. NCBI's taxonomy places the organism in Eukaryota, Fungi, Ascomycota, Dothideomycetes, Dothideales, Saccotheciaceae. The record is from RefSeq and is a predicted model, not a curated record.
AUGCUGGAUCCUCGAACCUUCCCUCGCCCACCUGCCUUGCAGCAAAUCAAGAAGACUAUCUUGAUCAAGUUUCCUGGCCCUAAUGGUCAGACCAUUGCUUCCACCGAUCGUGCCUACUGGGUUCUUGAGACAUACCACCCGCCAACCUACUAUCUACCUCCAGCCUCGAUUAAAUUGAACCUGACAUCUACCCCCCGACGCACCUUCUGCGAGUGGAAGGGUGUUGCCAACUACUUCACCUUCAACACACCAUCAGGCGAGGCGGUAGACAGCAGAGCUUGGACAUACAACGAGCCCACUCCAGCGUUCGCCGAUAUCAAGGGCUAUGUCUCAUUCUAUGCCGACCCCCGAUGGGAAUGCUACGUGGAUGGAGAGUUGGUAGAGCCACAACCAGGUGACUUCUAUGGUGGCUGGAUGACUAGCGAUAUUGUUCGCAAGUCUGUUAAAGGCGCACCCGGUACUAGAGGCUGGUAG